Messenger RNA from Vitrella brassicaformis, 7605 nucleotides. The record is from the annotation of a GenBank genome assembly. Lineage: Eukaryota; Vitrellaceae.
GGGAGAGACAGGCAGAGCAGCAACACACACCUUGUUUGAGCCCCUACAUCGAAAAAGGACUUCCAGUGGCACCACGAUGUCUUCGAAUGCCAUCAUCGGCGAGGCGGUGACCUAUCUGAUAUUUGCAGUGACCUUCGCGGCAGUCAACAUCAUGUUGUUGGACAUCGACCAGUCCGCCGACGUGUAUCAGGCCGUGACACAGCCGCUGCUCAAUGCAGGUGGGUGGACACGAGCGAACAAAAGGAGACAACAGGUGAGACAGGCAGUCACACAUGUUUGCUUGGCUGUAGGAUGCCGAGGGGAGGCUUCAGACACCUGCCCCCCCGCAUUUGUCAAUGUGACGAACCCCAGGCAAAUCUACGCCUGGAUCAAAGGGGUAGACCCUGGCAACAUAUGUACAUGAAUCCCACUGCAAAUGUGAUGUCCCUCUCUUGCGUCUAUCUCUGUGUUUGGCAGGUGUUGUUUCCCGGUAUGUUUGAUGAGAUGCCCAUUCUGGGCGACUUCGACGACUUCUGUCAUCCCACGUACCCCUGCGACCUGGGUGAGGGUGACUGCGACGAUGUCGACAAUGCAGCCGAUUGCAGGGGGGCUCUAAGAUGCGGACAGGUACACAGGCCCACACAAGUCCAGAUACCUGCCGGCGAGCCGAUCCAGUGCCUGCUCUGCUGUACCUGACAGCCUAUGUGGCCUCAUGAUAAGCGUCGCAUUCGGACAUCCCCCGCAUGUACCAACAACUCCGUUCCUCUAACCACACAAGUAAAACUCACGCUGCCAGCAGCCGACAAGAUGAUAUACCAAUAGGUGGUCGAUGCUCUCUGCAGGUGCUAUCGUAUCUGCCGCAUAACGCCAUCGGCUUUUACAGUGCGCUGGCCGACCUCACCCAGCAGGCGAGCAACUCAUCCGCAGGGGGCUUGUCUCAGACUUAUGACGUUCAUUCGACUAAGGCAAGGCUGGAGGCAGAGUACUACUUCGCUCUGGCAAGAGGUGGGUCGAAGAGCUGGAUAUGUGUGCGCAAGCACACGAGGAAGACAGAAGAAACAGUGUUCUAUCUGAUACACGUCAGGUCCCAUUUGGACUGCAAACAAAGGCUGGAAUCCUGAGAUAUUUUUACCGUACCCUGACCAUCUGGAUGGCAACAGGAUCCUCAGUCAGGUGUAUUUGGUGAGAGUAUGGAGAAAGACACAGAUUUUCACCAUGCACACGGCUGACAAACCACCUGUACUCACCUGGAUGUCAGGGCCAGGCGUUCAACUACAGCGAGAACUGUGGGUUCCAAGAGGUGUGUCUGCUACCGUUGGGGCUCACGAUGCAGCCGCCACACGGCGAAGGCAAGACGUAUAAUCAGCUGGUGGAGAAACCCUGGUGAGACGGAGACACGUUACAGCAGGGUGGUGCGACUCCACGAUCGAGUCUCUCGAUGCAGGUUCUACGCCCGGCGAUUCAUGCUGGUAGGUGCCUUCAAUCGCAUUAUCAAGUUAAGACUCACGCUCAAGAAGAGGCUCAAGAAGAGCAAAGCACAGGUAGUGUUGCAACGACGGCAAGCCUCGAAGACUGACGCACACCCACGCUGCAUCAUCUCCUUGACAGUCGAAUCCGUCUUGGAGUUUUGGUGAUUAUUUCCCCCGCGUGUGGCCGGCUCGUGCCAGUAGCCACUACACUGCCGAGGGGUCCAAUGCAGGAGAGCACAAAGACGGACUCACCAGGUACACAUAAACAAGGAAGACAGCACGACCCAGACACCGGCAGAAAGGACUUGCAUGUUCCUUUCGCGCGUAGGGCGGAUGGCCGAAAGCGGUCCUACGUGACCCGCAAGUCAUACCUUCGCAAAGGCGGCUAUGUUGAAUUCUUUGAUCCGCGAGACACCGUGCACAGCGCCGACAUGUGGCUGGAUAAGCUGGAGCAGCUCAGAGUGAGUAAGUAGCGAAGAAUCCCAAUAAAGCUGUCUGCAACUUACGGCGUGUGAUGGACGUCAUCUGCUAGGCUGAGGGUUGGUUCGAGGCUGACAUGGCCUCAAUGGUCGUUGAUCUCAUGCUAUAUAACGGCAAUGUGGACAAGUUCAUACAGGUAAAUGAGAGACAGACAUACAAUCAGAGAGAGAAAGAGGGACGUGUGGUUUGCGUGUAUCAGGUAGCCUUCCUGUUUGAGAACAGCCUGGCUGGCAUACUGAAAAACUGGAUUAAGGCGCGGCCCUUCUCGACGGCACUCUACGACCUACGAAAACUCAAAAACGCCGUGCGGCUGAUACUUGAAGGUGUCGUGCUCAUACUAUUUGGAUACUUCUCUGUGCAAGAGCUUCGCUUCUUUGCGAACGUCGGCCCAGUGAGUGAGCACGGCAUACGUAGGGACGUGUCUGUGUAUUUCGGUAUUGUCUUGCCAGGCGGAUUACUUCAAGGACCCCAUGAAGCUAUUGGAUUGCGUUUCGCUAGGUCUUUGCUUCAGCGCGAUCCUCUUCUACAUCAGUCUGGUGUUCAACUACACAUUCUCGCACUUUGAGUUCAAACCACAAGUGAGUGAGUGAGUGACGAAGACGCGGACCUACAGCUCUUCCCUUGAAUCAAGUGCCUGUUGGCCUGCCUGUAGGUGCAAGCAGUGGGCACCGAGCCGGAUGGCUAUGUGUCUGAUCUCAUCUACAGCAACCUGGAGGAGCUGGCCGUCAUCGCUGCGUCCGUCAACCGAGUCGUGGCCAUCAACAUCUGCUGCCUGUUCGUCCGGUCGCUCACCUUCUUGGAGUCUGUGUCGCCCACAUGGGGCAUCCUCAUUACCACCAUUGGGCGCGGAGGCCCCAACCUGCUAGCUUUCAUCUUCCUCUUCUUCGUUGUCUUCUUCGGCUUCUCCUUGGCCGGGUAUUUUAUCUUUGGCGCGAAUUAUGGCGGUCAGUGAGCAGCAGGAGACACAACUACAUGGAGAAUGGAGGGUAUUGUGCUGUACAUACAGGGAUGUCGACUGUCCCCAACAGCGUAAUGAGAUGCUUCAUCAUGCUAAGCGGCCAUCCAAAAUUCGACAAACUUCAGCAAGCUGACCCGUAAGAGAAACUCACAAAACGCACCAAAGGCAUUAUAAGGAACUCAAUCGCUGUCUCUCUUUCCUGCGUCCGCAGGCAGUGGUCAACUCCCUUCUUCUACGUCUUCUACAUUGGCUUUCUUCUCGUGUUGUCAAACCUGUUCAUAUCGAUCGUCUUGAGCGCCUACAAGAGAGAAGUUGCGCGCAUCAAUGCAAUGGGCCAUCUGGAGGACCCCAUCUCUCAGCUAGUUGGCUUCAUUGAAGAGGCGUUCAUCAAGCGAUUCUCUGCACUGAAAAAGGUGACACAGAAACAAAGCCCGCUUGUGAAAACGACCUCUGACUGUGUGUUCGCCAUCAGCUGCAAAUGGUCAAAUACAUGGGCAAAGGGCUAGGUGUCCGUCGCAUCAGCCCCGAUCGCGUCAAGGAGCUCAUGCGUCUGAAGGAGGAGGCCAACCGCCCCUGCAGCAGUGAGUGCUGGGGCAUUGUCGUCUUCUUCGCCAUAUUUAUAGUCUUCAUCUACAUGCAGGUAUGUCAACUAGUCUGCUUGGUCGAUUGUUCUGCCUAUUUCGUUUGUUUCAGUCACGCACAAUGACGGUGUAUCACAUCAAAAGGCUGUCUGAAUUGGCGAUUGAGGAGUCGAGAUGGCAGAUGACCCUCAAGGGCUCCACGGCCGACUGGGAGACCUCCUUCCAGCGGGUGUCAAAGAUGAACCAGGUGGAGGAGUUCAUGCGCGAGGUCAUACAGGAGAGACUCUUUACACACUUUGACCACGAGACCCGCUAUCUCGGCUUUACCAACCAGGUGCGCUCUCUCGUCAGUGCAUCGAACACUUUCUUACCAUGUUUCUGCAUCUCUCAUGAGUAGAUGGGUGGCCCCUGGCAGAGUGCUGUUGGAGUCCAUUCGCUGGUCCGCAUGACGAUUCAGCUCGCAUGCUAUCGAAAGAACGACAUUCGGAGAUACAAAUAUGGUUAGCUGGCGAUUGAUUCGGAGCCACCUCAUACAUUAGCACUUCAUCUUUUCUGCAGGCUAUUAUUUCCUUCGCACCACACCGAAUGAGUAUUGCCCCUCGGAGCCGUGUUCGCGAAACAACGAAGACCCUUGCCGGAACUACUACGGCGAAAGGGUCCGUCCACUUCUACAUGUGCAUGCACAGCACAUAUUUGUGCGCCCUGUUUGAUUGUUCAGUACAAGCGGUCUCAAUACAAGGGUCGCUUCAAGGCACCCAUCUCACGAGACACGUAAGAGAUAAGGAGACACAUAUCCCUGCACUGUGCAAUAAUCCUCGCGUCGUCAGAUACUAUUACUCGCCGAACAAGAACACAUACUUACGGGUCGGCGGGUACCCGCUGGCCCUGGGCGUGGACAAGGGAGACGUGGAAAGAAACAUAUUUGAAAUCGUCAAGGUGAGCUUCCCCGUCCUGCUAUGGUGGUCUGUAGGGAUUCAUGCUUGUCUUUUUGCUGUGCCUGUCGGCAGGAUGGUGUGUUCACGCCCGAUGUGGUGUCAUUGGUGUUCGACUGGGUCACGUACAGCGGCAACCUGGACGUCUUUGGAUACUCGAAGGCCGAAUUCUCACUCAGUAUGCUGACCGCAACGGCAAACGAAGAGCAGAUAGUUGUUGCAUGCGCUGUCUGUCCCAUGUCUGCUUCUAGGCAGCACUGGUCAGAUCAAGAAGAGUUUCUCCGUCCGAACCUUCCCUCUCAACUUCUACCACGGAGGGCACUGGUCAGAACAGGCUUGCACACGCAAGCGACAUCCGUCCACCAUUCUCUCCUUCUGCGUCUCAGGUAUGUGCACUCGCGUCGAGCCAUUCUAGCCCUGCAAGUCCUUUACGUGCUCUUCGUGGCGUAUUACAUCUCGAACCUGCUGAGGGAUCUCUAUCGCCAGAAACUGCUAUCAUCUGCUAAGGGGCGAAGAACCAUUGGAGCAAUAAUCGACUUCUACUCGGUGCGCGCUGAGUGAGACACAACACCAACCUACGUUUGUGCGCAUUGGGAUAAUGUGUUAUAGAACGACGCGUGGAAUAUAUCUGACUCGAUCUCGCUGGUCCUGUCCGUGCUCACGAUCGUCUACUGGCUAUUGUACAUAUGCCCACAUCCACGUGUGGGCACCAAACCUUUUCCAUGGAGGUAUGAGAUUCCGUCCAUUGACCGGCUAAGAAGGCAGAGGGCCUACCUCGCGCAAGGUGAGUGGGACACGCAUGUCUCCGGUGCUAUACAUCACGUCCAUUAUCGUCUGCAUUCGUAUAGGCCUGGAUUCUCUGUACCGUCCUCCGUUUUCUGUCAAUGCGACGCUGGGUGUCGACAACUUUGACGACAUCUUCUACCCGCUUGAUGAGUUUAGCGUAUCGUCGUCCACAUACGACGUCUUCACCAAGAUCGCCGGCGUCAACACAUUCUUCGUCUCUAUCCGAGUGCUCAAGUAUUCCUGCCUUCACAACAGCACGACGGUGACUUGGCUGCAUGGAUGGUGUUUUGUCUGUCAGGUACAUGCAGCAUCUUCCUACAAUUGGCGUCAUGGCAAGGACACUGGGUGAAUCCGCCGCCCAGAUCAUCAACUUCACUUUCCUGAUCGUCCUGCUGCUCGUGGGAUUCCCUGUAAUGUUCCAUGUUGAGUACGGCACGCAGUUUGCACAGUUUAGGAACGUGCCACAGGCCAUGAUCACGCUGUUCCGGUGAGUGAGCCAACACAGAGUGCAGAUUGUAUGCCAACGCACACACAGCACCGGUUUCCUCCCAUGUCUCCGCGACAUAAUGUUCCGGUCCAGGUACAUGAUUGGUUCAUUUGAUGUGUCUGCAAUGUAUGAGAAUGACCCCAUCUUCACCGCCGUGUUGUUCGUGCUGUUUAUGCUGCUGUUCUUCUUCAUCCUCGUCAACAUGUAUCUGGCCAUCAUGAUCACCAAGUGGCGCAUGAUCGUGGCGCAACAGCAGGGGGGACACCAGACGAAGGACCAGAAGAUGUAGGCUCCAAGUCUUUCAUGUCUCUUCCUCAUGGGCGUGUCUUUGUGUUUGUCAGUCGCCCGAGUGCGUGGGCCAGGUAUCGCACAUUGAGUCGGAGCGCAGCGGCGCUCCGCGAAGCCAUGAAGGACAAAGGCAAGCGGCCGACAUUCGUCAGCAUCUGGACAAAGGCCAGGAAUGCAAGAGUGAGCGAAAACCACUCCCAUGCAUCAGUGGUGUUUCGAUGUCAUAUUUGGUCGUGUAUGCAUCCCGUACGCAGAUGCGCGAGGGCAUCAUCAAUGCACUGAAAGCAUCAGCUGACGAGACCAAAAGCCACGCAGUCCCCGAGAGCGAUGCGCUCGUUGCAAUAGAAGGCCAUCCAGGUGGCAAGGAGGCCACGGCAGCUGCUGGUGGUGAUGAAGGGUAUGAGACGGUGAUCGAAACAAUGUCCGAUGGCACGACACGACUCGUCAAGAGACAGGUAGGUACAUUUUGUCUGCCAUUAUGAUGUCUGUCGUAUCCCACCGGUUGGUCGUAUGUGGUUUGCCAGAGUGCCAUUUCUCAGUUCUCUGCAAAGGUGAGGGCCAUCACGCAAGCGUCCAAUACGGCCAUCAUCCAGUCAGUCACCCAGCGGCUCUUCAACGACCCAAGCGGGCUCUCAAAGCAGCUCAUAGAACAAGUAUGUCAGGAAAGCAUCCGCAGAGAUCUGUGUCCAAUGUCUUUCUGUCCAUUCGCGGAUGCAGCUCGAUGUGUCCAAAGGCCCCGAUGCGUCUCUCCAUCUUGAUGCUCUGGUGAUGGUGCUCGGAUCGCACAGGGGCAGGCUUGUCUUUCGGCAGCUGUUUCCCAGUAUGUUUGAGCUAAUGCUGCGCAGACAGGAUCCACUGAAGGCUCGGAUGUCCAUAAGGACCGCCGCUACGCCACACUUGCGGAGGCAAUUCAAGGCGGCAAAGGAUGAAGUCAUACAGGCAGAACGGUAGAAGAGGAGACAAGAAUCAACAGAAUGAACAUCGGCCCAUGUCCCUCUUUCAGCAUCUUGGAUAAACUCGAGCUCACUGCCAAAAUGGAGUCGCUGAACCAUCAACUGCGCUACUAUGAGUCGAGACUUGAUAAUGCAAAGCUCUACAACUGGGUCAGCAAAGAAGGGAAGUACAGAGGACACAUGGCGGCUGAACUAAUGUCUCUCUCUUGAUUCACUCAGGUUUACAUGGAGUACAUCACAGAGCUCGAACGUCGCAUAGCCAAGGUUAAGGACGAGACAGAGGCAAUCAGGACGAAGACCAAGAUAUUGGUCGACAUCGCCAGACCCCUCAUAGACGGCGACAUGUUGGGCGACCGUAUGAGCAGUCGCUGCAGCAGUGCACUACUGGCAGUGCCUGAAUGAGGAUUACAGAAGCUGACGUUUGUUGUAGAAUGCAGAGGCAACGGUAGGGGAGGGCGGCGUGCGUAGCAGUGACGGCGGCGUUGUAGUGAGCAGAAAAUGUAGCCAACUGACGGUAGUGAUCUCUCUUCGUCAAGUGCUCCUAUAGAUGUGGGGAGCAAGUGCUGGCAUUGCUGAAUGAAGGGAGGCAGAAGCGGAUGAGUCUCUUUUCGCUGAUCCUCGUUUUGCCCUACCAUAACAUGAUUGUAUCCUGUGGGCACUUCUCUGCCUCUCUUCUGAGAAUUUACGAUCCG